CACUAUGUAAACGUUAGUGCGCGUUGAACCCACAGACUGUAUAAAAACGUUCAACCGGUUCCACCUCUACUGCGCAGCGUCAUAUUCACGAAAGGAAACGCGCCUCGGGUUUGUCCGUAAUGCAACGCAAUUUGCGCAGAGCUCAGAGUAAUGGCGGCUGCGCGAGACAAGCUCACAAGACUCACGAAAUGAAGCGACGGAGGGAACACUGAUGCUAGUGGAGUGCCUUUAGAAGGGUUUGUGGGCGCGGGAUCGCAGCGAGAGGCGCAGACUUGGCAGCAGUUGAGGACUUUGAUCGGUUGAGCGCGAUGAUAAAGCUCAAGUCCGACCAGACGCGCACUUACGACGGAGACGGCUAUAAGAAGCGCGCGGCCUGCCUGUGCUUCAGGAGCGAGCGCGAGGAGGAGGUGCUGCUGGUGAGCAGCAGGAGUCAUCCGGAGAGAUGGAUCGUUCCCGGAGGAGGGAUGGAGCCGGAGGAGGAGCCCAGUGUUGCUGCUGUCAGGGAGGUGUGGGAGGAGGCAGGAGUAAAAGGUACAUUAGGACGAUUGGUGGGCGUUUUUGAGAACAGAGACCGGAAGCAUCGAACGUAUGUCUAUGUUCUCAUCGUCACUGAAGUUCUGGAGGACUGGGAGGAUUCAGUAAAUAUUGGGAGGAAGAGGGAGUGGUUUAAGACGGAAGAUGCCCAGCGUGUGCUGCAGUGUCACAAACCUGUGCAGGCGUCUUACUUCGAAGCCCUUCAGCAGGACUGUAUGACCAGCAACGGCACUUACAACAUGAAUCCAAACUCUCUCUCCAGCAUCAGAUAACUAGCACAACAAGCACAGAAGCCUUCUCCAGCUUUUCCUUCCCGACUGAACUCCUACUGCAACUACUAUCACGUCUUUUUUAUUUCAUCGCAUUAAUGGCUACAUCACAUGAAAGCUGAUUGCCUUACUGGCCUUUUUUAGUGUUCAGAUGAAGAGCACGGUCUGGGGACAUUUUAAGGAAUACUUGCAUGAGAUUCUCUUUGCCUAAUGCCAGGAUUACUGAAUGCAAUUACACUUUACUCUUGUGUCUUGAAAUAAGUAGUGUUUAAAGAGAAAGCUGUGUUUGUAAUGAUGUUUGCUCCUUUCAUUCUGCGCUGUUUGCCUUUAGCCUCUGUGGAUAUGCUGUUAUAUAGAGUUGGUUGAGUUUCUGCAUGAGUCGCGUAAUUGUAGUCUUAGUUCUUUAAACUGCUACACAACAGAGCUCACGUCUUAAAUUGAUCAAAGUCGUUGAAAUCGCAGUCUUAUUGCCAAUAUUACACAAUCAAGUUGGGAGUUUCUCUCAAGCGCAGCUACGGUCACGUUAGCUUUCACGAGGACAUUUUCAAAAACUAGUGCUGUCAAACGAUUAAUCGCAUACAAAAUAAAAGUUUUUGUUUACACAAUA
Messenger RNA from Cyprinus carpio (common carp), 1410 nucleotides. Its product is annotated as diphosphoinositol polyphosphate phosphohydrolase 1-like. Gene Ontology annotation, biological process: diadenosine pentaphosphate catabolic process; diadenosine hexaphosphate catabolic process; adenosine 5'-(hexahydrogen pentaphosphate) catabolic process. Gene Ontology annotation, molecular function: diphosphoinositol-polyphosphate diphosphatase activity; endopolyphosphatase activity; bis(5'-adenosyl)-pentaphosphatase activity. NCBI's taxonomy places the organism in Eukaryota, Metazoa, Chordata, Actinopteri, Cypriniformes, Cyprinidae. Gene Ontology annotation, cellular component: cytoplasm; nucleus. The record is from RefSeq and is a predicted model, not a curated record.